Messenger RNA from Rotaria socialis, 678 nucleotides. NCBI's taxonomy places the organism in Eukaryota, Metazoa, Rotifera, Eurotatoria, Philodinida, Philodinidae. The record is from the annotation of a GenBank genome assembly.
AUGACACAAUUCGGAACAACAGAUUCAGCUAGUCAUCUUAAUCGUAUUCUUCCUACACCAUAUACUCCAUCUUACAUCGGCCGUCAUCCAAUUUAUCCAAAAGCCAGUCCUGAUAUUGCAACACGUAUAUUUAAUCCAAUAUUUCCAAUUCAUUGGCAAAAAUCAUCGGAUAAUUAUGCUGUAAAAAGUCGAGACUAUCAUUGUGCAACGUAUACAUAUCUUGGACCGGAAUGGUUUAAAGCACCACCUAAACAUUAUGAAACAUAUAAAGAACCUCUCCGUCUGCCAGGCGACAAUUCAACUCGUAUCCGACCGAAAAGUGUUCCAAACCAAGCUUCACGAUCCAAGGAGGAUUAUUUUCAAUUUCUUAAUGAAUAUCCGGGUCGUUUUAAAAUUGAAUAUGCAUCACCUGAUGAUGUUAAUGAUUUAUGCUUUAAAAAUAAUCAUGUUAGUUAUGAUGCAAAUGUUGUUCAUCGACCAACACGUUAUGCUUUUCAAACCGAUAAAGAACCAUUGACAUUGGCAACUGGAAUACCGAACCGAAUCGAACCUGUGAUAAAUCCAUUUCGACAAUCGGAUGCACAACAUGCGCGAAUGACAACGCAUUCAGCUUGGUACCCUUAUGGCAACAGGCCUGUUCCAUAUCAAGAUUUUGUUAGUCAAAAUCCACGAUUUUAA